UACUAACAUUUUUGAAUGCAUUUAUCUCAAUCUGUUUUAUUAUGGUUUUUGUUUCUGUUAGGUCAACAAAUAAUACAUAAUGAUAUAUUUCGGAACUGAAAUAUUUCAUUUACUGUAAUUUCAGGAUGCCUCGGUGUGAAAGAAACAAUUUUAAUUGCAUAUGUUGUUCCAAAAGAGUUAGACCAAGAGACAGAAAAAAGGUCAAUAAGGAUAUAUCAAGGUAUUUACAGAAGAAGUUCCUAAUAUCUGCCUUGGACAAUUCCAUAAUCUGUAACAGAUGCCGACACAGAUACAGGAAGGAUAGGAAGGAACGCUCAGAUCAUCAGCAAUCCAUAACUACCCGGCUUCCAGAGAGUGAUGAUGAAUAUCAAAUAAAGGCAUCAGUACGCCCUACUCCAAAAAGUCCUCCAUCUGUCUCUUUGCCAAUUGCAUCGACAGUAAAGAGCCACGCAUACUGCUUCAUCUGCAAAAAGCCAGGACCUAAGUUGGUUCAAGUGUCUUCAGCAUGCCGGCUCUCAGUUUUCGUUCAACACAAUAUUCUUAUUGAAGAAGGUAACAGAUGCUGUCCAAAUCAUUUGAGAGAUGGUGUUUUAACCCAUGAUUCAUUGCAAAAUCUUAAAACGACAGAUCAUGUAUUUCUAAACAAACAUUCUGUACUGGAUCUCCUUUCCAAAAUGCGACAUCUUUGCCAAGUGAACAAAAACUACCGCCUUGAUUUUGACAACAAAGAAAGUCUUACUAAUGAGGAUUACACUUCUUUGACUGGUUUGACCAAAGAGAACUUUCAGGAUUUAUAUCAGAUCAUACAUCAUCAUAUAAAAAACACUCCAUCCAGAAGUGUCAGAACAACUUUGGCUAUAUUUCUGUGCAAGCUGAACUCUGGACUCUCUAACAGAUUUCUGGCAACAUUAUUCAAUGUGACAAAAUCAAGUCUAAGGAGAGCAAUCAAAACAGUGCGUCAAGUAUUGAUGAACAAUUUAGUUCCACAAAAUCUUGGAUUUCAUCAUGUGUCCCGUGAAAAGGUUAUCAAAGAUCAUACACGUCCUCUGGCUGCAUCACUCUUUGGAACCACUGGAGAGGAAGCAAUUUUGGUUCUUGACGGAACAUACAUUUACAUCGAUAAAAGUUCCAACUUCCAUUUCCAGAGAAGGUCUUAUAGUGUUCAUAAGGGUCGGCCUCUCUUAAAACCGAUGGUGAUUGUAACAACUUCUGGCUAUUUUGUGUCUGUGCUUGGACCCUACCUUUCAGAUUUCAAAAACAAUGAUGCAUCAAUAUUAACACACAUAAUCAAGACCAAUGUAGAAGACAUCAAGAAGUGGGUUAAAGAUGAGGAUAUUUUUGUGGUGGACAGAGGAUUUCGUGAUGCCAUUCCUCUUCUUGAAGAUUUGGGAAUUCAAGCCGAGAUGCCAAAGUUUAUGUCUAAAGGCCAAAAGCAGUUGACCACAGAGGAUGCAAACAUGAGCAGAUUAGUAACCAAAAUUCGCUGGGUUGUGGAAUCCUCUAACGCAAGGAUUAAAAGAUGGAAAUAUUUAAGUCACACAUUACCUACAAAUCAAAUUCCAUUUAUUGGAGAUUAUGUGAAAAUUGUUUGUGCCUUAAACAACAAAUAUUUCCCAGAGCUGAGCACCUGUUUAAGCCAGGAAGAAGAUGAAGCCCAGGCAGCAAAAAUGUUAUAUUUAGCCAAACAAGGAAACACCUUACAGGAGUAUGUGGAAAAGAACAACCUUGGCCGAAAAAGUGCUAUUUGGAAAAAUGCUUCAGAGAUAAACCUGAAAAACUUCCCAACUUUAGAUGAUGAACAGCUUAGAAACAUUACUGUAGGAACAUAUCAACUCAAGUUGUCCGCAAGCUACAUUCAAGAACAUUUAGAAAAUGACAGUUUCAUACAGUUUCAUGAGGAUGACUCUCAUUUGCUUCGUGUGAGAAUUCAAAGCAGGCACAUCUCAUCAAAAAAGUAUACACUUUGGAUUAAAUACAACGAGGCUUGUGUAGAAUCUUGGUAUUGUUUGUGUCCAUGUGGAGCUAGAGUUGUCGGGAUGUGUAGUCAUGUUUCAGCGAUCAUAUGGUAUCUUGGAAAAGCCAGGAGUAUGGAUGGCAAGUCAGUUGGAGUACGUGACUGGAGUACUUGUGUCCUUGAUGCCAGUGACAUUCCGCCAGUUGUUGACCAGUCAGACAGUGAAAGUGAAAAUGAAUUAGUUGAAGAAUAA
Molecule: messenger RNA, 2207 nt
Organism: Saccostrea cuccullata (small rock oyster)
Lineage: Eukaryota; Metazoa; Mollusca; Bivalvia; Ostreida; Ostreidae
Exons: 2
Coding region: 126-2207 (693 amino acids)
Molecular function (GO): zinc ion binding
Source: RefSeq, a predicted model, not a curated record